Messenger RNA from Sipha flava (yellow sugarcane aphid), 309 nucleotides. RefSeq lists its product as uncharacterized. Gene Ontology annotation, molecular function: protein dimerization activity. Bases 1 to 309 code for a protein of 102 amino acids. The record is from RefSeq and is a predicted model, not a curated record. Lineage: Eukaryota; Metazoa; Arthropoda; Insecta; Hemiptera; Aphididae. The transcript is spliced from 2 exons.
AUGACAAAAAUUGAUGUUAGUACUAUUCUUUAUACAUUGUCCAAGUAUGAUUUGUCAGCAGCGUUUCCCAAUUUGUAUAUAGCAUACAAAGUCUUAGGGACUAUACCAGUUACAUCUGCAUCUGUGGAAAGAUCAUUUUCUAAAGUUAAACUUAUUAAGACACGUCUACGUUCUACAAUGGGCCAGGAACGUUUGGAAAGUUUAAUGUUUUUGAGCUGUGAAAGGGACAUCAAAAUUGAUUAUGAAGAGACAAUAACACUCUUGGGAAGAUCAUCUGAUGUGUUAAAAAACGCAUUAUUAUUUAAAUGA